AUAUUUUGAAAUAUUUAAUUGAAAUAAUUAAAAAAAUAAUUCACAAAAAAUAUUUCAUGCUGUGUGGAGCGUUUCACUGUUAAUGAAAAUCUAUAUAGCACAUGUAUACGUUGCACUAUAGAUUUUUGGUGCCCACAUUCUCCUGCGGUAAAUAUUGUAAUGCAGAUAUAACAUACAAUGUCAUUUUUUUUUUCAGAUAAAGAAAACGAAGAAGUCCGAUGCAGAUGAUGCAAACUUUAAUAAGCUUCUAAAUAAUUAUAGAACUAAGUUGAAAGGGAUUGACUUGAAAAAGUCGAAAUGGUAUGAAUCCUCGAAUGUAUCUUAAUAUGCAGUAAAAUGAAUAAAUGUUAAUAGCAUUUAGCAGAAUAAUAUACGAACAUGAUUAUGUAGCAUAAUACAUAUAUAGAGUGUCCCAAAAGUUCCGGAACGAUCAAAUAUCUCGAGAAUAAAGCAUCUUUGAGAAAAAUAUUUCAGACAAAAGUUGUUGGGUUUUAAAAGACGCAUUAUAUGGCAAUGUAACUGACAGCGUUGUUAAGGUCACGUAAAAAUUUUUUUUACUUUAAAAUUUUUUAAAUUUAACCCUCAUUUUUAAUUUCAGAAUCUAACAACUAAAUCGAGAGCUUUUUAAAACACUAUAUAAUAAAGUUUAUUUUUAUUAAAUAUUUCCAAAUUAUGAGACUUGAAAUAUCGAGUAUCGCGAGCGCUAUGGGCGUGUCACAGCAAUAUUUUUUUAAGAUACAGCUAGCACUGUAAUUUGGCAUGAAUUUGAAAGGAUUAAUGAUAUUUCUGCGUGUAUUUACAUAUUCCAGUUCUAUCGGCUGCCCCCCCUCCCACACAGCAUGCCGGUAUUAACAUUAUCCCAAGGUGUACCACAUGGAGGUUGCUCGGUCAGAUUUAUACCGCUUUUGUAUGUGUAUGUGAAUGUUCACAGCAGAGAAGUUUCUGAGUCAUAAAAAUCACGGAACUGACGGCCCUUAUGUCUGUCGUGACACAUACAUAUACACCUACAAUAGGUGUAAAUCCGACUGGACAACCUCCAUGUAGGUCACCUUGAGUAUUGUUAAUGCCGGCGGAACUGUAUACUUCACGCUUCAUAACUCGGAAAAUAUUUAAUGAAAAUAAACUUAUUAUAGCGUUUAGAUAAAUUUAUUAUAGUGUUUAGAAAAGCUCUUGAUGCGCCAACUAUUAGAUUCUGGAUCCUGGAAUCAAAAAUAGGGGUUUCGGUUAAAAAAUUUAAAAUAAUUUUUACGUGACUUUAACAACGCUGUUCAAAGUCACAAUUACAUUGCCAUAUAAUGCGUCUUUUAAAACUCUACAACUUUUGUCUAAAAUCUUUUUUUUGAAAAUCCUCUAUAUAUUUUCGAGAUUUGACCAUUCUGGAACUUUUGGGAUACCUUGCAUGUAUGUAUAUAUUGUCAUUUCUGUAAUUCAAUAUGCUAAAAGAAUGAAUUUAAUAAUUCGAAAAUGGCCAAAAUUUUGUCUUUGCUAUUAAAUAAUCAUUCACUUCUCAAUGUUUAUUAACUUGAUUCGUAUAUUAAAUUAAAAUGGAAUAAUUAUAAAAUAUACUAUAUAUUUUAUUAUUCUUCUUUUCAAUGUCGUUCCACACACAUGCGUGGGCAUCCACAAACAUUCCACACACACGUGUCUGUUCCCCUUCUUAUAUUCGUUCUCCCACUUGCGAGCGGUUUUCUGUCAAACAUCUUUCAAUAUCGGGUACUUCAGCGCGAAAGAACGCAAGACAGUCUCAGUCAGAUCGUGAUUUUUUUCGUGCGUACAACGUGUUGUAGAAGAUCUUUACAACUCAAUUUCAACUGUACAAACUGCCUAUAAUAGCCUUGGUUUAAUUCCGUCAUUAUCUCCGCCAACUCUAGCGAAAGUGCUCAAUAGUGCUUUACGCUCAAACGCACCCAAUAACAAGGAAUAUCUAUGUUUUUCCCUAGCUGCAUAUUUUCUUUGAACUCUCUUCUAACUUGUAUGGACCAUUUUCUUAACUGUAAAGCUAGAAAAUGUCGUUGAGGCAACAUGUCAGGCACCUGUUGCGUCGAUUCGUCAGAAUCGACACAAAAAGCGAUAGAGCGUUAGACACGCUAGCUACAGCGGAUGUCGAGGGACAGGAUCUAUUGCGACAUCGCCCGUACUCAGAGAUUCCGGGACCUAAGCCAAUUCCUUUGCUUGGCAACACAUGGCGAUUUCUACCUUACAUAGGAAAUUUUAACAUACAGGAGAUAGACAAACUGUCAAAAAGACUGUACGACAAGUAUGGCAAUAUCGUGAAGCUAGAAGGUCUUUUAGGCAGACCCGACAUGGUAUUCGUAUACGAUGCAAAUGAGAUUGAACGAAUCUUCCGGCGGGAAGAAAAGAUGCCUCAUCGGCCAUCCAUGCCAUCACUUGACUACUACAAGCAUGUAUUGCGAAAGGAUUUCUUUCAGGCUAAUCCGGGUGUAAUCGCCGUCCACGGUGAGAGUUGGUAUAAUUUCCGAAGCAAGGUGCAGCAGGUGAUGCUACAACCGCGGAUCGCGAGAAUGUAUAUCGGCGCGAUUGAAGAAGCGAGCACGGCAUUCCUUCGCAGAAUAGCAAAGCUACGGGAUCAGAACCAUGAAAUGCCUGAUGACUUUCUCAAUGAGCUGCACAAAUGGUCUUUAGAAUCUAUUGCACGGAUCGCGUUGGAUGUGCGUUUGGGUUGCCUGGACGAUGACGCGAAUGCAGAAACGCAGAGAGUCAUAGACGCGUUGAUCACGUUCUUCAAAAACGUGCCUGUGCUCGAACUAAAGAUUCCUUUUUGGAAAGUCUUUAAUACACCCAGGUGGCAGCAAUACGUAAAUUCCUUGGAUAUUAUUGUGAGUACCAUAUCAAAAUAUACGGCCAUCGCUCUGUCGAAGGCCAAGAGCAAAAUGGAUUCGGACAAAGAAUUGUCUCUUCUGGAGAGAGUUCUGGCUCGCGAAGGUGAUACGAAAAUAGCCUCUAUUCUUGCUCUAGAUUUGUUCUUGGUCGGCGUUGAUACGACAUCGACUGCGGUAGCCUCGAUACUCUAUCAGUUAGCGCUACAUCCGGAGAAACAGGCUUUAGCGUACGAUGAAAUCUGCAACGUUCUCCCGCAAAGAGACGCGCCUCUCGAGGUGACGAACAUCGACAAUUUAAAGUACUUGAAGGCGUGUGUGAAAGAAACUCUCAGGAUGUAUCCAGUGGUCAUAGGCAAUGGGCGGAGUACAACCUCGGAUAUUGUAAUCGGCGGCUAUCAAGUGCCGAAAGGGGUACACGUGGUAUUUCAACACUACGUCAUUAGUAAUCUGGAGAAGUACUUUCCGCAAAGUGACGAGUUUCUUCCGGAGCGAUGGUUGAACGAUCAGGACGGUGUCCGUCACGCGUUCGCUUCACUCCCUUUCGGUUACGGCAGACGAAUGUGCUUGGGACGACGAUUCGCCGACCUCGAAAUAAUUAUCGUCAUUAGCAAGAUUCUUCAGUUUUAUAAAAUAGAAUAUCACCAUGAAAAGUUGGAGUAUUACAUUAAUCCAAUGUAUUCGCCAAAGGGACCAUUGAAGCUGAGAUUUAUCGAGAGAUAAUAUCUUUUUUUAUGGAAAGAACGUAAAAAAUGUUAUUUGUAUAUUAAUUUAUAAUUAUAAGCAGUUUCUUAUAUAUGUAUUGACAUAGUUUUGAAAAAUUAUGUUGUAUUUAGUUUCUAGAAUGCACUUUAAUGCAAAGAAAUACAAUAAUUGCAUUAAACACAAA
This is a messenger RNA of Wasmannia auropunctata (little fire ant), 3726 nucleotides long. Its product is annotated as probable cytochrome P450 49a1. Bases 2007 to 3560 code for a protein of 517 amino acids. The transcript has 14 exons. The record is from RefSeq and is a predicted model, not a curated record. Lineage: Eukaryota; Metazoa; Arthropoda; Insecta; Hymenoptera; Formicidae. Gene Ontology annotation, molecular function: heme binding; monooxygenase activity; oxidoreductase activity, acting on paired donors, with incorporation or reduction of molecular oxygen.